AUGUGGUCUCGCAUUGGCGGGGGGAAGAACGCCUGCGCGGGACUGCCACUGCGCCUGGUCCUGAAAGGCGAAACCUUCUCGCCACUAUACUGGAAGAGCAAGCACCAGGCCCUCAUCGACAUGCAGCGCCAGUGUGGCUACCCAUCCCUCUUCAAAACGAUGGCGUCGUGGGAGUACAGCUUCCCCUACCACCUCUUCGUCCUGGAUGAGAUGGAGAAGGGCGGCCGCGGCAGGAUGCAGCUGGCUGGCUUGGAGACGCUGCACACAGCCCACGUCUUCACGCAGCUCAAUCGCGGCCUCUACUCCGGGCGCAACAAGACCUCGGCGCAGGAUGGCUGGAAGGACCACAUCCUCUCCGCCGACUCCGUGCCGGAGGAGCGUCGUCCGCAGACCGUGGUCAAUUGCCUCGAAUUCCAACAUGAAAAGCGCAAACUGCCCACCCAGGAUUAUCAUGGGAGCGGCCGCGUCCACAGUCUCGACUACGUCGAGAACGUGGACCAGGUCGGGCUGGAGCGAAAGUUGGCCGCCACCGUGCCCGACGCUGAGGACCAACCCGCGCUGCAGGGCACAUGGAAGGCAGACCGCACGGUCGCAGCGACAGUGGCUGGCCGGUGGAGGACGGACAAGGCGCAGGGGCACCGAGCUUUCUUCCCGGAGACACUGGAGAUAACCACCAUCAGGACGUACGUGGCCACGUACACGCCCAAGUUCUCGGACAGCUUCGCGCGAGAGUGGCUGAACGACGAGGCUUCUGCCUUCUCUGUCGCGCGUCGCGUCCUCUUCGACUACCAGCCCGCCGAACCGGAGAUGUGGCUGUACUUGUUUGCCCAGUGCCGAUACGGCGGCACCAUGGUCCCACUGAUCAUGCCAUGGCCCGGCAUGGAGACGCCCGCGGCGGUGGUGAAGGCUUACGAAGACUCCUCGUGGCGCUGCGAGAACAUGAGCCUGCUGGAGUUCUGCCGCAAGACCAACAGUGACGGGCAGAUCGCCAAGUGGGUGGUGAAGCUUCACAAGCUCCAUGCCUUUGCGAACAACUGCCCCACGCGCGGCGAGAAGCUGGUGGCCUGUGACAUGCUGUCCGUAUUCAAUGACCGCUGGUUCGGGCAGUGGCUGGCGUUGCGAAAGCCCUUCCAGCAACUGAACGGCCUCCUGUCCAAGGAGGUACAGGAGAAGGUGCCCUUGCAGUACGCCCACUUCGCCAAUGCAGUGCUUCAAUGUCCGGACUACUGGGACGAUGAGGACCGCGUCCGGGCUGACCUGCAGCUCGAAGCGACGGGCAACGACAAGAUCCUUACCUUCCUGGCCAAGGUGAAAGCGCAGCGAGCCCUCGUGGAGAAGUUCAUGAACGGCCUCUUGACCAAGGAGGAUGAGGAACGCCUGGAGCGGAGCAUCUGCAAGUUGCUGGACGCAGCCAAGGCCGCCAGGGAGGCGCCCAACGAAGCUGCGUGGGAGCACAUUGUGGACGAGGCCGCAGCGAACAGCCGACCGCAGGCGGUUAUCGGCCCUCCAGGCACGGGCAAGACCACGGUGAUCGACAAGUGCGUGCGCAGAUGCCUUCGACAGGGUGGCCGCGUCCUCUUUGCACUACCCACCGCCCAGCAGGCCUCGAGGGUUAGGACGAAGCAUCCUGAGGCUGACGUGGACACGUGCGCGGGUGCCUUCUUCCUCUACAAAGACUCCGUGGAGGUCAUGGACUGCCUGACUCAGUACGAUAUGAUCGCGGUGGACGAGGUCUCUCAGCUGUCCCAAAAGGAUUUCGACCGCAUCGUCCAGAUGUACCUGCUCUGGUCUUCGCCGGUGACUUCUGGCAGCUCCCGGAUCGAGCUCUGGCGCUGCAAAGACGAGACCCUGCGGCAGAAGCUUGUGGCUUUGCGGACUGCCAUGCCCACCAAGCAGCUCUUGAAGCGCAUCGCCUUGCGCCACAAAGCUUGGUCGGGACAUCGGGAGCCGACGGCGUGGGACCUGCAGGAGCUCUACCGCAAGGUGCCCCACACCACCAUCGCCACGUGUGGACUGGGAGUCCAACGCUUCGAUGACGAGAACAAGGUCGUCCUGGGCCGGCCGCCGGUGCCCUUGCGCAUGAAGCUGCACCGUGGCCUUCGGGUGCAUCUCACCCGUAAUGUGGACAAGCCCGCGGACUUUGUCAACGGCAUGGAGGCCACCGUGAGCAGCUACGACCCCUGCUCCCGCUGUGUCCACGUAGUCACCAAGACGUGGCGCAACCUGGCGGUCUACCCCAUCACGGACUGGGUGGAAGGCUGUGGCUACGUGACUGCCCACCCAAUGCGUCCAGGGUAUGCCAGCACUGUCCACAAGCUGCAAGGGGCAGAGCUGGAGCAUGUUACCAUUUGGCUCGACAUCCCCUACAUGAAGGCAGCGGGAUACGUGGCGCUCAGUCGCGUCCAGCGAGACAGUGACUACUUGCUUGGAGGCAUCGUGACACGCAAGCACUUCCUCCCGGCCAUGUGA
Molecule: messenger RNA, 2469 nt
Organism: Symbiodinium pilosum
Lineage: Eukaryota; Dinophyceae; Suessiales; Symbiodiniaceae
Source: the annotation of a GenBank genome assembly